AUGAGCAAGUAUUCCAACUCGGCCCAGUCGGCCUCUUCAUACCGUCGCACCUUCGGCUCUGGCAUCAGCUCAACCCCAAUGUCCUCCCACUUCUCCUCUGGAGGAGUAGGAGGUGGACGCAGCUCCUCCGCAAGCCACAUGUCCUCCAGAGUCUAUGAGGUCAGGAACACCGCCGUCCCCUCCUACUCCGGCUACCGGGUGUCCUCCGGCGUUGGGGGAGCUGGGGGAGCUGGGUACGGCUCCUCUUCGGCCGUGCGCACCUACUCUGGCGAGAAACUUGACUUCAACCUGGCCGAUGCCAUGAACCAGGACUUCCUCAACACAAGGACCAACGAGAAGGCCGAGCUCCAGCACCUCAACGACCGCUUCGCCAGCUACAUCGAGAAGGUGCGUUUCCUGGAGCAGCAGAAUGCGGCGCUGACGGUGGAGAUCGAGAAGCUGAAGGGCCGCGAGGGGCCCGGCCGCGUGGCUGAGAUGUAUGAGGAUGAAAUGAGGGAGCUGAGGAGGCAAAUAGAGGCCCUGUCCAACCAGCGCGCCCGCGUGGAGGUGGAGAGAGACAACCUGGCUGAUGACUUGCAGAAACUGAGGCUCAGACUGCAGGAGGAGGUCCACCAGAAGGAAGAGGCUGAGAGCAACCUUUCUGCCUUCAGAGCCGAUGUUGACAAUGCCACUCUGGCCAGGCUGGACCUGGAGAGACGCAUUGAGAGCCUGCAAGAGGAGAUCGCUUUCCUCAAGAAGAUCCAUGAAGAGGAGAUCCGUGAGCUGCAGAGCCAGAUGCAGGACACUCAGGUACAGGUCCAGAUGGACAUGUCCAAACCCGACCUGACCGCCGCUCUGAGGGACAUCCGCGUGCAGUACGAGGGCAUCGCCGCCAAGAACAUCUCAGAGGCUGAAGAGUGGUACAAGUCUAAGGUGACUGAUCUGAAUGUGGCUGUGAACAAGAACAACGAUGCGCUGCGUCAGUCCAAGCAGGAGUCCAUGGAGUACAGGCACCAGAUCCAGUCCUACACCUGUGAGAUCGACUCACUCAAGGGCACUAAUGAGUCUCUGCUGCGUCAGAUGAGAGACAUGGAGGACCGCAUGUCCCGCGAGGCCUCUGGUUACCAGGAUAGUAUCUCACGGCUGGAGGAAGAAAUCGCUAAGAUGAAGGAUGAUAUGGCUCGUCACCUGAGAGAGUACCAGGACCUCCUCAAUGUGAAGAUGGCCCUUGAUAUUGAAAUCGCCACCUACCGCAAGCUGUUGGAGGGAGAGGAGAGCAGGAUCACUUUGCCUGUCCAGUCUGCUUAUUCCUCUAUUGGAUUCAGAGAGACCAGUCCUGAGUCCCAGCAUCAGCAGCGCUCCUCAGAGGUUCACUCCAAGAAGACUGUUCUCAUCAAGACCAUCGAGACCCGCGAUGGAGAGGUUGUCAGCGAGUCCACACAGCAUCAGCAAGACAUCAUGUAAACCAGAAGAGGGCAACGUUAGAAACACCAUAUAUAAUAAAUUAAUAAAAAAAAUAGCACAAAAAUGGACAUUUUCCUACCAUGAUUCAUAAGCUGAGCCUAUUUUUAGAGACGGAGUGCUGAUCAUUUCAGCUGAUUUAAAAGGAAACAUGAAAUUAUAUAAGUGAAUGCAACCACUGUAUACAUUAUUUUCAGGAGAUGUGCAGUAUGGAGGCACAACGCACUGCCUUUAGCCUGGUUUUAAAUAAAGGUCAUUCCAGGAAUAAUGCUCUAUUCGUGUUACUUUCCUUCUCUCAAAAACACACCUGAAUUUGUCAUAAUCUUGUCUGCAGGAAUAUUUCAAUGGCAAGAGUAGAGUUUUAAAUGAACAACAAGGCUUUGUGAAGCUGUAUUGGCCCAGUAUCCACAGGGAGGUUUGCAAUGGGCCUGAAACAACAUGGUCAAAAAAUUAUAUUUUAACGGUACUUUUCACUGCACAUAUUCCAAGUCUCUCUGUGCAAAUGUACAAGUAUGGCUUGAUUAAGAAGGGCUUUAUAUAACUGAUUUAAGGAAUGUGGGAUGUUGUGUCAGAAACACAAACAUCUAAUAAAGAAAAAGGAACUCAGUCAUGUUUGAAGUUUGAGCUCUGUGCUGGCUGUUUGGUUGUAUGAGUAUGAGUGACCAUGAUAUGCUGCUUCACUGCGGCCAAAAACUCAAAUAAAGACAUUUGUUAUCACCUUG
Molecule: messenger RNA, 2162 nt
Organism: Sebastes umbrosus (honeycomb rockfish)
Lineage: Eukaryota; Metazoa; Chordata; Actinopteri; Perciformes; Sebastidae
Product: desmin-like
Exons: 10
Coding region: 1-1443 (480 amino acids)
Biological process (GO): skeletal muscle organ development
Cellular component (GO): intermediate filament; sarcolemma; Z disc
Source: RefSeq, a predicted model, not a curated record